Messenger RNA from Racocetra fulgida, 939 nucleotides. Lineage: Eukaryota; Fungi; Glomeromycota; Glomeromycetes; Diversisporales; Gigasporaceae. The record is from the annotation of a GenBank genome assembly.
AUGGCCCAAAGAAACAACAAUAACCCCCCUCCUAACCAAAACAACAACCCUCUUAACAACGCCAAUAACCCAAACAAUCAAGCUAAUCCUAUAGAUAAUCUCGCGCAACAGAUCCGAGCUCUCGUUGCCCAUAUGCAGCAGGCUCCUGCGCCGCAGAUUAAUAUGCCGGCCCCCCAAAUCAACAUUCCUCAAAUAAACAUACUCGCACAACAAAGGGAGCUUAACUUAACUGAAGAGACUAUUAAUAAGCUAACCGAGGCUAUUGACAAGAUGAUGGCCCAGUAUAAGGAGGCCCGGAAGCCUCCUAAGAGGAAUUGGAACAGUUGGAACAACAGAGGUUCUAGAGGUCCGUGUCUCUGUUGCGGACAGAAUGGACACUUCGCUAGAGACUGCCCCAACCCCCUUCAUAGAGAUAACAAUAGAAAUGUCGCCACUGGAGCCAAUGCUACUCCUUUUGGCCAGAAUUCCAAUCAACCAACCCCCAGCGAAAUGACGCCCCUAAUAACAAUGAUGAAUGAGUCACAAGCUUUCCUGAACCUUCACGACGAAGAUACUUUGUACAACAUCGGAGAAGAACGAGAACAACCCAUUAGAUCAACCCGACUUAAGCGACAGAGACCUACAGAAGGUUUGUCCCAAAAAAUUUAUCCUGACCUACAAGAAGUACUGAAAGCUCCUGCAGCUGGCGAGUUGGCGAAAAAGAAGGAUACUAAGCCAACGGAAGAUGAUGUUUCGUUCCCCGUUGCCUCAUUAGAGGAAGAUUGGUGGGACAUGGAUGGUGAAGAUUUUGGAAGCAGUGAUGUUUGUUCGGAGGAUAGGAUAAACGAGAUUUAUGAUUUUUAUUUCGAUGACGUUGAGGAAGUUGCACCAGAGAUUGACAUCAGGGAACUUGAAGAGAAAGACCGAGACCAGUUGCAUGAGUUGCUCAAAAUACGCUGA